CUUAUGAUCAAACCAAUCAACAUCCAAAGACACUUACCUACAAUCAAAUCAUUCUUUAACCCACCAAAGACUAAUAUGGGACAACUCACAUAUGCUUUCCAAAUCACUGUGAUAUCAACCAUACUAAUUAUAAUUAUGGGUACACUAAACUUGGUUAAGGGUCAAAUUACUACACCAUGCACAAGAUCAAUGAUAACCAAUUUCACAGCAUGUGCAAACUUCAUCACAGGAAGUUCAAGUAAUGGAUUAGCACCAUCAUCUUCAUGUUGUGAUUCACUAAGGUCUUUGAUGAGUAAUAGUAUAGAUUGUGCUUGCCUUGUGAUUUCAGCCAAUGCUCCAAUCCCAUUACCUAUUAACAGUGUUCUUGCCCUUUUUCUUCCACAAGCAUGCAACAUCAAUGAACUUCCUUUACAGUGCAAAGCUUCUGGCUCUCCUAUACCAGCUCCAGGUCCAGCAAUGCUUGGAUCAAAUGACCAAUCACUUCCUCCAAUAGCUGAAUCUCCACUAAGCCCACAAGCUUCUGAGGCACCCAAUUCUGAGACUUCACAACCAACAUUGGCAACACUAGAAGCAAAAUCAAAACCAUUGAAGAAGAAUAAGAACUCAAGAAAACUCCAGGAAUACAGUUACCAAUAAUGGAUUCCUGUUAUUAUUGUAUUGUUUUAUCUUGUUGGUCAUCUUUGGCAUUUGAAACUUGAAAGAAAUAAAAAGUAGUUGCAAUGUUUUAGCUUACCCUUAA
Molecule: messenger RNA, 739 nt
Organism: Arachis ipaensis
Lineage: Eukaryota; Viridiplantae; Streptophyta; Magnoliopsida; Fabales; Fabaceae
Product: non-specific lipid transfer protein GPI-anchored 16
Source: RefSeq, a predicted model, not a curated record